CUGUCCACCCUGGAGAACAUAUUUACCGCUAAUACUGUGUUUGAGGAGUACUUUUCGGGGGAGGAUAUGCCUCGCCCUGGGUUUUCUGUGGUGGAAAUGUGUUUGCCAUUUCAUUGUGAUUGUUCACACUACUUGUUUGGACUCUUGCUGUGUUGUAUGCAUUCAAAACAUCACACCAGUCACUCUUUACUGAUUGAUUGUGGAGGGAGCUUUCUCGUGUCGAAGUUCGUCGCAUAUAUCGAGAACAGGAUCCCCAAUCCAACAACAUCCUCCGGCCUUGGAUCCAAAGGGUUGCUGGAAGAGCUCUUGUCCCGACUUCAUGUGAUCCGCGUUUUCACGCAUCGGGAGUUGACUUUGGCACUUUAUGCAAGCAGAGAUGUUCUGAGCCGCCGUCCGAUUUCUUUCAUUUUUUUCAACAACAUUAAUGCCUUUGGCGACUUGGAGAAUCUCACAGCCCAUCCAAAGAAAAAAGCAACUGCGGAACAAAUCUUGUGGUGUGGCAUGUUGCAACGCCUGCUACGUGAUUUCAAUUUGUUAUGUAUCUCUAUCCGACGUUGUGUUCCGCGCUUGAACUGCCGCCAACAAUCCAAAGGCUGUGAUUCCGUCCAAUCGAAUUUUCCUGUCUCUGCAUCUUUUCCCUUCUAUCAGGAGUCCAUGUCAUCCAACUGGGUUAACUGUUUGACACAUCGAAUCGAAAUAAUUUCCUGUCAGUCACAGUAUGUUUCCUAUGUAAAACGCGACUCUACAUUUCAGGUGGCUAUAGAUAAGCGCUAG
Messenger RNA from Opisthorchis viverrini, 774 nucleotides. RefSeq lists its product as hypothetical. The record is from RefSeq and is a predicted model, not a curated record. The transcript has 2 exons. NCBI's taxonomy places the organism in Eukaryota, Metazoa, Platyhelminthes, Trematoda, Opisthorchiida, Opisthorchiidae. Bases 67 to 774 code for a protein of 235 amino acids.